Messenger RNA from Suillus fuscotomentosus, 1641 nucleotides. RefSeq lists its product as uncharacterized. Lineage: Eukaryota; Fungi; Basidiomycota; Agaricomycetes; Boletales; Suillaceae. Bases 89 to 1612 code for a protein of 507 amino acids. The record is from RefSeq and is a predicted model, not a curated record. The transcript has 3 exons.
UCAGCCUCGUGCGAUUGCUUCGACGUCAGCCGCUGUCCUUGAGCCCUCCCAGUUCUCAAACUAUUUGUGACCUUUCUUCUCUCUUCUCAUGGCUCCUGCCAUCAGGAAUGUUCGCAACAUACAUUCCGCUCAUCUCACCUCAGUCGCUCCUUCAUCUACUUUUGCAUCAUUCUACCUCCCAGAUGGGCUGCCGGGUUCUGGGAUCCCGCAAGAUGUUUACUUCAAAGGUGGCUCCUUCUGUUUCUCUGUAGUUGCGUUCUCUGCCAUUGGAUUUCUUUACCGUUCAAAGAAUAAAGCCCGAAUGUCGAGGCUUACUGCUGGACGACUCGCAACGGACAUCUCCGCACCAUAUCUCGUGUCUUCUACCAAUGCUGCUUUGGACCCUUGUUAUUUCGGAAGCCAUACUCCCCAUCAACUUCAUUCCUCAGUCGAAGUGUCCCCCAUCGCAUGUCAUUCCAGGGUGGAGUUUUCGAAUAUUUGCAGCGACACAACCCACACAAUGUUGAUGGAAGAUAGCCUGCAGUAUCUUGAUGUGUCUACGCCUUCAAUGGAACACAGCCAGUCGAUUCCCGCCUUUCAAAGUGGAAUUGGAGAGUUCCAGCAUACCCCCGACAUGGUGCUAUUUUACGGGUCUGAUUUUUCUGACCCUGAACAUUAUCCCUAUAUUCUCUCAAUACCGACCAUUCCGAGGAUCGCAUUCGAGGAUCUUUCCGAUGACAGUAUCAUGCUCGUCAACAAAACUUACAACUUCAAGAUCACGUCUGUUGGUGCUUCUGUCCGUGAGGGAGAUUUUUUGGAACUGCCCAAUGGAUACUGGCCACGCGCCUCGCCUUCUCGAUCAUCGCUUUCUCCUCAGGGUGCUCGCCGUUACAGUGUUCAUGUCGUCGAUAUUGCCAAGUACACCGAUGCGCUCUCUGCUCCUGUUUGUCGGCUACCUGCCUUCCAGGUGGCUCACGAAGAUUCUCCGAAAUACAGAAAGGAGAGCGAAGACGAGACUGAGAACCAGGCUUCGAGUAUUCUUCUAGAGUUCAUCGAAGAUAGCAGUCGACUCCAGCAUUCCGACCAUACUUGUACAAGCAAGGAGAACAACAGCCAUAACUCCGCACCAGGCACCACUUCACAGUUGGACACGAUCCUUGUGAAAUCAGCACCUGUUUGCCCAUGCCUAGUACCCUCUGCUGUCGUUCACUUCCACAGUAAACACCAUCGCUCCAGAGGAGCUUCCUAUCAGGUCAUCUCUGGAACACUGACAGAGCGCAGAGACCUUCCCGAGAUCCAGUCAUUUUCCAGGAGCCCAAAAGAGUCGCGCUGGACACCCGGGAAUGGUAUGAUGGUCAUCAAAGUUUACAUCCCCUCUACCGAUGACCUCUGGGCUGCGUACGUCCCCACCACUGUCACCCUCUUCACGUUCACGUGUAAAUGGUCAUUCAAGCUGAGCCUUCGCCUCCGGUUCAGCGGGAGUGCGAUGGACACGCCGGACUAUUACUUCGAUAGUGAUGAAGUAUUUCAGCGCUGGGUAAAACACCGAGUCCGGCAUGGUCGCAACCUUCCCAUUGUCGGUCACUUGGACUACGCGGUCCCUCCGCCGCCACUUGUACUGAAGGAGGCUUAGGCCAAACUCUUUCCCUCUGGACAUACAAG